Messenger RNA from Condylostylus longicornis, 836 nucleotides. Its product is annotated as transmembrane protein 50B. Gene Ontology annotation, biological process: late endosome to vacuole transport via multivesicular body sorting pathway; protein targeting to vacuole. The record is from RefSeq and is a predicted model, not a curated record. NCBI's taxonomy places the organism in Eukaryota, Metazoa, Arthropoda, Insecta, Diptera, Dolichopodidae. The transcript is spliced from 5 exons. The coding region runs from base 136 to 582 and encodes 148 amino acids.
CAUCAUCAGUAAAAUUCUUAACGAAAACGAAAAUAUUUUCAUUAAAAAGUUUUUUUUACAUAUAAAUAAUUUUUUUUUUUGAUUCCAAAUUUUAAAUCAAAUUUUGAUACAAAUUAAUAAUAAAGAAAAAUUAACAUGUCAAUAAUAGACAACACGAAAGAAUGGAUAACUGGAGAAAACGCAAAAAAUAAAAUUUCAUCGAUUGUGGCUGGAUUGCUGUUUUUUACGGGAUGGUGGCUAUUAAUCGAUGUUCUCGCAAGCACCCCAAAAAGUGAAAUAAACACAGGCCAGGCUUUUAUUGGAGUUUUUGGUACUUUAAGUUUUAUUAUGGUCAAUUCAGUUCGUAAAAGUCACAUAAAUCAGAAUUCAUCAGUAUCAAGAGGUCGUAUGGCAAUGUUAUGGCUCUUAGUUGGGUUUAUUUUAGGUUUUGCUUCCGUUAUUGCAAGUGUUUGGGUAAUGAUUGAUGAUACAACACGCAAACAUGGAAAAGUCUGGCCAGGUGUUGCAAUAUUAUUGCAAAAUGUUCUUAUUUUAGUUGCGACUUUAAUUUAUAAAUUUGGUCGGGAUGAAGAAGAUUAUUAAGCGUUAUAGAAAAGAUAAAUAUAACGUAGGGCUAACUUUAUCAUUCACAUAUUGUAUUUAUUCAUAAUUAUGUUCUUCAGAUAUCAAAUAUUAAAAUCAAAAAUAAAUUUUUUUUUUUGUCUAGUUUUAUGAAAACAACUAACAUGAUGUGAAAAACUGGAAAAACCACUGUAAUAUGUUAUGAUUUUAUAAAUUUAUAUAUGAAAGUAGAAUAAGUUACUUUUAGAAAAUAAAUUCAUAAAUAAUUAAGCUAG